Messenger RNA from Closterium sp. Naga37s-1, 1716 nucleotides. NCBI's taxonomy places the organism in Eukaryota, Viridiplantae, Streptophyta, Zygnematophyceae, Desmidiales, Closteriaceae. The record is from the annotation of a GenBank genome assembly.
AUGCGCGUGUUCACGCGGCAGCGCCGUUGGCGGGCCCCACGAGUGGUGGAGGGAUGCGCGGGACGGAGGUACGGAGUGAUGCGAGGCGGCCGGCCCAUCCCCGCGCGCAACACACCCAUCUCCGAUCACCGCCCCGCUCCUACCAACCUCCCCUGCCUGCUUCGCCACCGCGCGUCUCGUCGCGCGCGCUGCCCGUCUGCCCGCCAUCACUCGCUCGCGCGGGCCGCCAUCGUUCUGCGCAACUCCCCCCUCGCGCCAACACCGCCCGUCCAACGCGGGUCGCACAAUAUGUUAGUAUCAUCCUCAUCCCCCCCAUUUCUUUCCGCCCAUCCCUUCCGCUCAGUUUUUUCCGCCCAUCCCUUCCGCCGAUUUCUUUCCGCCCAUCCCUUCCGCCCAUUUCGUUCCCCCCAUUCCUUUCUCCCCCUUCCUUCCCCCUACUGUCCCCCCUCCUGCCCCCCUCUUUUCCCCCUCCUUUCCCAAGCCUCUCCCCCUCCUUUCCCCCUCCUCUCCCCCUCCUCUCCCCCUCAUUUCCCCCUCAUUUCCCCCUCCUUACCCCUUCCGCCCUCCUGCGUUUGUGCCGCAUCUGCCUCUUUCCCCCACCUUUCCCCCCACCUUCUUCCCUGUUUCCCCUCCUUUCCCCGUCAUCAUCCUUUUGCCCUCCUUUCCCUUUCCUGCCAGCAUCACUCUUCCCUCCUUUUUCCCCCUCCCUUAACCCCUUACCCCCCGCGUGCGCCCCCCCCCCCCCCAUGCCGCGCUGCAGGCGGCACUCUGGCAGGCGUGCCACUGCCUGGGCGCCCCCCAGUGCGGCGGGGCGCCAUGCAGGGGAGGCCACGGCAUCACCGCUCAUGCACGCACCCCUCCUUCCGCCCUCCCUGCCCCUCCUCCGCCCUCCUUUUCCCCUCUCUCUCCCCCAAUUCCUCUCCUUUCUCCCUCCUGCCCAAAGCUUCCUGCCCCCCUCUUUCCCCCCCCUUUUUCCCUCCGUUCCGCCUGCUUCCCCUCUCCCGUCCCCCUCUUUUUUUCCUCCUUUCCCCCUCCGUCCCCAUCCUUCCCCCUCCUUCCCUCUCCUGUCCUCCGAUACCUCUCCAUCACUCCUCCUUUACCCUCCCUUCACUCUCCUUCUUCACCCCCCUUUUCCCCUCCUCCCCCCCCUUUGUUCCGCCCCCUUUCCCCAUGCUGCCCCCAGCCUGCCGCCCGCCUGCCCUGCUGUGUGCUCUCAAGGCGCCAGUGCUGCGGAGGAGGGCAGGGGAGGGCACCGCCUCCUAUUCCUCUGCCCUUCUCCUCCUUUCCCCUCCUUUCUCCGCUCCCUUCUUCCUCCUUUCCCCGCCUUUCUUCGCUGCCUUCCCCCUGCUGCCGCGCUGCAGGCGACAGGGCAGCAGUCAAGGCCGCCAUGGGCGCCGUGGGAGGGCAGCCAGCGCGGCCUUGGACGUUCUGCGAGGCGGCUUGACUGCAGCUUCAGCGUGCACUGCCCUCACCUCCCUCUGUGGAACAACACAUUUCGGCCGCGGAAUCAGACUCGCUCCCUCCACGCGCCGCCUAGGCGCUCCAUUGUUGCUUGGUUUGGGGAUGCGCGACGGUGGUGCUACUGAUCUCGUUUCCGCAGCCUUGGUGCGACCACCUGACGGGCUCGACACGCACGCGACCAACGCACGUGAUUCCGACGCUGCUGACUCCGACGCUGCUGAUUCCGACGCUGCUGAUUCUGUCGCAGCAGAUUGA